Molecule: messenger RNA, 2024 nt
Organism: Cajanus cajan (pigeon pea)
Lineage: Eukaryota; Viridiplantae; Streptophyta; Magnoliopsida; Fabales; Fabaceae
Product: cysteine-rich receptor-like protein kinase 2
Biological process (GO): protein phosphorylation
Molecular function (GO): protein kinase activity; ATP binding
Source: RefSeq, a predicted model, not a curated record
AAUUAUGGUGCAACUUAAGGUAUUGGCAGUAAUUAUUCUGAUAUGGUGGAGCAGUAGUGUUGAAGAUGCAGAUGCAGCAGCAGAUACAAAUCUAUUAAACAUGGGGUGCAGCUCGUACAACGCUUCAAACUUGCGUAACUUCUUUGCGAAUCUGAAUGGAUCAUUUUCGCACAUGAGAGAAGAGAUUGUGAAUGGAAGCAAGCACUUUGUGACAACGGAGCAAGCGAGAGGAGAUGUGGUCACAUAUGCUAUGUUUCAAUGCAGAAACUAUCAGUCCAAAAAUGACUGUCUUUCUUGCCUCAACACCGCCACCACCAAAAUCCGCAACUGCUCCGCCGGCAACGGCGCCAGAAUCAUCUACGAUGGCUGCUUCCUCAGGUAUGAGAGCGCAAGGUUCUACGAUCAGACAGCUGAACUAGGCAGUGGGGUAUUAUGUGGGAACACGACUUCAAGUGUGACUGAUUUUGCAGUAACUGGACAACAAGCCCUAAUGGAUCUCCAAAUUGCAACACCAAAAAUCAGUGGCUUUUAUGCAGCUACUAAGACAGAGGUGGCUGGUGGCAGUGCAAUUUAUGCUAUUGCACAGUGUGUUGAAACUGCCACAGAGGCUAAUUGUCUGACAUGCUUGCAAAUUGGAUACAACAACUUACAAAGUUGUCUUCCCAGCGCAGAGGGUAGAGCAUAUGAUGCUGGUUGUUUCAUGAGAUACUCCACAACACCCUUCUUUGCUGAUAACCAGACCAUUGAUAUCACGCCCUUUUUUAAACAAGGAGGUUCUAGCAAGAAAUGGGCUAUUAUUAUAGGUGGUGUUGUGGGAGGUGUUGUUGCCCUUCUUGCAUUGUUUGCUUGGAGAUGGUCUAGAAAAUCAAAGGGUGUUCCCAGAGGUGACAUAUUGGGAGCAACUGAGUUGAAAGGUCCAGUUAACUACAAGUAUAAUGACUUGAAAACUGCAACAAAAAAUUUCAGUACUGAAUAUAAACUUGGAGAAGGAGGUUUUGGUGCUGUAUACAAGGGUACUCUGAAAAAUGGAAAAGUUGUUGCCGUGAAGAAACUAGUGAUGGGGAAAUCAAGCAAGAUGGAGGACGAUUUUGAAGGCGAAGUGAAACUUAUAAGUAAUGUUCAUCAUCGAAACCUCGUCAGACUCCUUGGUUGUUGCAUCAAAGGCCGAGAAAGAAUCCUAGUUUAUGAAUACAUGGCAAAUAGCAGUCUUGAUAAAUUCAUAUUUGGUAGCAGAAGAGGUUCCCUCAACUGGAAACAACGCUAUCACAUAAUUUUAGGCACGGCAAGGGGACUAGCAUAUCUACAUGAGGAAUUCCAUGUAUCCAUCAUACAUAGAGAUAUAAAGACUGCUAAUAUCCUCUUAGAUGAUGAUCUUCAGCCCAAAAUUGCAGAUUUUGGGUUAGCAAGGCUUCUACCAGGAGAUCGUUCUCAUCUUAGCACAAAAUUUGCAGGAACAUUAGGAUACACAGCACCUGAGUAUGCAAUGCAUGGUCAAUUAUCAGAGAAGGCUGAUACCUACAGCUAUGGUAUUGUAGUCUUGGAAAUCAUAAGUGGUCAAAAGAGUACUGAUGUGAAGAAUGAUGAGGUUGAUGAAUACCUUCUUCGAAGAUCAUGGAAACUGCAUGAAAGAGGCUUGCACUUGGAGCUUGUGGACAAGGCAAUAGACCCUAAUGAAUAUGAUGUAGAAGAAGUGAAGAAAAUCAUAGAAAUUGCUUUACUAUGCACUCAAGCAUCAGCUGCAACGAGACCAACAAUGUCUGAAGUAGUAUCCCUACUCAAAAGCAAGAGCUUAUUGGAGCACCUGCGACCAAGUAUGCCUGUGUUUGUUGAAACAAAUAUUGCACCUCGGGAAAGCGACACUAGUUCAUCUAAUGCAACAACCUCCAUUUCUGUUGUAUCAGCUCGAUGAUUAAUUAUGAGAUGUUGCAAAGGUUAUUCAUCACUUCAACCAAUAAAAUAAUAAAAUAAAUUAGAUACAGGAUAUGUUUGAGUAAACUUAUCCAUAAACACUUAUAGGAAAGAGA